AUGCCUUUUUCCACAGAAUCAAAGCCUGUGGGCUCAUACCCGUCAACGGGCAUCGAUGUACUCAUCGUCGGCACCGGGCUCGCCGGUCUAACAGCGGCAAUCGAGUGCAUUCGGAAAGGUCACAGUGUGCGCGUGUUAGAACGAAACGCAGGCAUCAACACGGUCGGUAUGUUCACGGAAGACACCAAUUCCAAUUUCACCUCCGGGACAAUGAAGAAUUUGCUCAUCUUUUCCUCAGGAGAUAUGUAUUUCAUGGGCCUGAGCGCAACCAGGUUCUUCAAACACUGGCCCGAAAUGGCAAAGGAGUACGACGAAAUCUCGCUGCACAACGCUUGGAUCGAGACGUUCAAGCACGACGGCACACACAUGAUCCCGCCGCUGAAGGUCGCAGACCGCCUGCGCGACGCCGGCCUCGACCCCAGCACGCCCCCGGGGACCUUUCAGAUGAGGCCCCUCGUUUAUAAGAUGUUCGUUGCGCAGGUUGAGCGACUGGGGGUGGAUAUCCAGUUCGGCAAGCGCGUCGUGGAUUACUUCGAGGACGACGAGAGCCAGAGGGCUGGGGUGGUGACUGACCAGGGCGAGAGGUUUGAGGCAGACGUGGUCAUCGCCGCCGAUGGGGUAGGGUCCAAGAGUCAUGGGCUUGUUGGCGGCCAGGUCAGAGCCAUGAGCUCCGGAAGGGCUAUGUGGCGGGCUGCCUUCCCGAAACAUCAUCUAGAUAAGAACCCCGAAGUCAAGGAGUUCUUCAAGAUGGUUGAUGGCGAGACUGGUGAGGAGCCCAUCAUCAGAACAUGGCUGGCCCCAGGAGCGUACGGUCUCACGUUGACUCGUCCCGACACAAUUGUUUGGACUAUCAACCACGAUGUAACGGGCUCAGAGAAAGAGUCAUGGCGAAACACAGUAGAAUCCUCCGAAGUCCUCGCAAACAUGGACAAAGGCGUCGGCCCAACCCCCUGGGCCCCAAUCUUCAAGCAACUCAUCGCCCUCACCCCGCCCCAGACAAUAGUCAAUUUCGAGCUCUUCUGGCGCAACCCCCAGCCCAAGUGGGCCUCACCGCGCGCCCGCGUCAUCAUGAUCGGCGACGCGGCGCACUCGUUCCUCCCGGCCUCGGGCAACGGCGCCACCCAGGCCAUCGAGGACGCCAUCUCGCUCGCCUCGUGCCUGCAGCUCGGCGGCAGCGGGGGCAACAUCCCGCAGUCCGUCCGGGCGCACGUCCGCCUGCGCUUCGUGCGCAACGCGUGCGCGCAGAAGCUGGGGUUCAGCAACGCCGAGCUGCUGCAGGACACGGACUGGGGCAAGGUGAGGCUGGACCCGCGGCGGGCGCAGCCGAAGCUGCCGAGGUGGGUUUUCAGCCACGAUCCGGAGGGGUAUGCGUAUGAGAACUAUGAGAAGGUUGUGGAGAGUAUGAGGAAGGGUGUCCCGUUUGAUGAGGACGACAGCAUCCCGCCUAAUUAUCCGCCGGGGUAUAAAUAUGAGGAGUGGAACAUUGAGCAGAUCAUGGAGGACAUCCGGAACGGAAAGCCGGUGGAGCUAGGUGCAGGGGACUGGAGAUGA
This is a messenger RNA of Diaporthe citri, 1551 nucleotides long. RefSeq lists its product as uncharacterized. Gene Ontology annotation, molecular function: monooxygenase activity; FAD binding. Lineage: Eukaryota; Fungi; Ascomycota; Sordariomycetes; Diaporthales; Diaporthaceae. The record is from RefSeq and is a predicted model, not a curated record. The transcript has 3 exons. The coding region runs from base 1 to 1551 and encodes 516 amino acids. Gene Ontology annotation, biological process: secondary metabolite biosynthetic process.